GUUAUCAUCGGAUUGUUUUAGUAGGUAUAUAGAAAAAACAAAACAAAAGAAAAAUAAUGACCGGUCGUGGAAAAGGUGGUAAAGGACUUGGAAAAGGGGGUGCAAAACGACACCGAAAAGUUUUACGUGAUAAUAUCCAAGGAAUUACCAAACCUGCUAUUAGAAGAUUAGCUAGACGUGGAGGAGUAAAACGUAUAUCGGGAUUAAUUUACGAAGAAACUCGUGGAGUUUUGAAAGUGUUUUUGGAAAAUGUUAUUAGAGAUGCCGUAACAUACACUGAACAUGCUAAAAGAAAAACGGUAACGGCUAUGGAUGUUGUUUAUGCUUUAAAACGUCAAGGUCGUACUUUAUAUGGUAACAAAAGAAAAAUAAUGACCGGUCGUGGAAAAGGUGGUAAAGGACUUGGAAAAGGGGGUGCAAAACGACACCGAAAAGUUUUACGUGAUAAUAUCCAAGGAAUUACCAAACCUGCUAUUAGAAGAUUAGCUAGACGUGGAGGAGUAAAACGUAUAUCGGGAUUAAUUUACGAAGAAACUCGUGGAGUUUUGAAAGUGUUUUUGGAAAAUGUUAUUAGAGAUGCCGUAACAUACACUGAACAUGCUAAAAGAAAAACGGUAACGGCUAUGGAUGUUGUUUAUGCUUUAAAACGUCAAGGUCGUACUUUAUAUGGUUUUGGUGGUUAA
Molecule: messenger RNA, 683 nt
Organism: Diorhabda carinulata
Lineage: Eukaryota; Metazoa; Arthropoda; Insecta; Coleoptera; Chrysomelidae
Exons: 2
Coding region: 57-683 (208 amino acids)
Biological process (GO): nucleosome assembly
Cellular component (GO): nucleosome
Molecular function (GO): structural constituent of chromatin; DNA binding; protein heterodimerization activity
Source: RefSeq, a predicted model, not a curated record